AUGUCUGUUCGUGCAAACAUCAGAAGAAGACGCAUGAUCGGUGGUAAUAACACCACAAUCAAAAAGCAUCCCUAUCAAGUAGCGAUAGAAUUCAAAUUCGGUGGAAAUUUCUGCAGCGGAGUCAUAAUCUCUAUACAGCACGUCCUUACAGCUGCCCAUUGCUUAAAUUUUACGAAGGAUUUCCUACAAAUUCGCUCAGGAUCGUCGUUAAGAGACGAAGGUGGUACUUUGCACGAUGUGGUUCAAAUAAAACUACACGAGUUAUUUCGCUUGGAUGACAAAUAUGAAAACUCAUACUUCGACAUCGGAUUGGCCAGUGUCAAUCCGCCAUUCAGCUACGACGACACUCGACGGCCCAUUGCUCUGAACAAGUUGAUUUUGCCCAGCAGCUACGAGACUGAUAGGAAAUUGGUUGUGACAGGCUGGGGUGUCGUGGACCAUAAAAACACUUCGGCACAUCAGUUGCAGGCCUUAGAAGUUCCCUGGCAUAGCAAGGAGUGGUGCAACAAGACUUACGAGAAAUUUGGUGGUUUGCACGAAGGCCAAAUAUGCACUGGAUACGUUGGAGUGCGCGAUAUGGAGGCGUGUCCUGGUGAUUCUGGUGAUCCUCUAGUUAUAGAUGAUGUACUUGUUGGCAUUGUUAUUUAUGGAGAAGGUGACUGUGGACGUCUUGAUUAUCCAACUGUAUACACGGAAGUUGCUUACUUUAUUGAGUGGAUAACCCACUCGUAUUACUCGAUGUUUCAUCGCAAGCGUAGUCAUCGCCGUGUAUACUUACCUAAAUAG
Messenger RNA from Copidosoma floridanum, 786 nucleotides. RefSeq names its product trypsin 5G1-like. NCBI's taxonomy places the organism in Eukaryota, Metazoa, Arthropoda, Insecta, Hymenoptera, Encyrtidae. The record is from RefSeq and is a predicted model, not a curated record.